Neoarius graeffei (lesser salmon catfish) is the source of this 360-nucleotide messenger RNA. Its product is annotated as sulfotransferase 6B1-like. Gene Ontology annotation, biological process: sulfation. Gene Ontology annotation, molecular function: sulfotransferase activity. The coding region runs from base 1 to 360 and encodes 119 amino acids. NCBI's taxonomy places the organism in Eukaryota, Metazoa, Chordata, Actinopteri, Siluriformes, Ariidae. The transcript is spliced from 4 exons. The record is from RefSeq and is a predicted model, not a curated record. Gene Ontology annotation, cellular component: cytoplasm.
AUGUCUGGUCAGACUUUUGAAUCAAGUGCAAAGUCCAAGAUGGAGCAGGGCAUGAAUAUGAAGGAUGAGGAGAAGAUUUAUAGGAGAAAUGGGAUCCUCUACUCCCAGAUCAGUUGUUAUGAUUGCAGUAUGUUGGUGAUAUUUCGAAACCCCAAAGACACUGCUGUCUCUUAUUACCAUUUCAUGAACAACAACCCAGUGCUGCCCAAAGCCGAGUCCUGGGACAAAUUUUUCUCUGAUUUCAUGUCCGGUGAAGUGGGCUGGGGUUCAUAUUUUGACCACGCUGUGGCCUGGGACAAACAAAUGGACAACCCUAACGUGUUGAUUGCGACCUAUGAGGAACUGAAAGAGGUAUCUUAA